GGGCAUCAUAAUAGGCCGAGGUGCAGGGAUUAGCUGAGCUGAAAGUUACUUUAUUGCACAAGUCCUGAUAACUCAGAUGGACAAACCAUUUGGACUAGUACAGUCCCCUAUUUUCUUGACCUUGGUGAUUUUCCUAAGCCAUGGCGCAGCCUUACAAAGAAACGCUACAGUCCUUGUGCUCGGUGGUGGGAUAUCAGGAAUUGCUGCUGCGAAGACAUUGAGCGAUAUGGGAAUUAACGAUUUUGUGAUUUUGGAAGGCACAGAAAGAAUUGGUGGAAGAAUGAGGAAGACGAAAUUCCAAGGGACAACUAUCGAAAUGGGCGCAAACUGGAUUCAAGGAGUCAAGGGAAAUCCAAUCGAGAGACUGAAAGAGAUAUGUGGAUUGCAAGGAAAGGUUGAAAACAGAUCAUUUGUUAUUAGAAAUGAAACCGGAAAUAACACUACUGAGAGAGGAAAAAUGGCCCUUCUGAAACAUGAAGAGGAUGUAUUGAACAAAAUGAUUGACAUGCGCCGGCAGAUGGGUGGUGCAGACAUUUCUGCUCGAGUUGGUCUGCGUCUUACAGACUGGCUUCCAUCAAACCCGGAAGAAAUGGCUACAGAGUACUUUGAAUAUGACUUUGAAUAUGCUGUUCCACCUAAAUACGUUUCCCUCCGUGCAGGAAUAGCCAACCAUGGAAUUAUCCAUUCAGUGGGUGGGGAACAGUUUUUUGUUACUGACCCUAGAGGAUAUGUGCAUAUUGUGGACUGUCUAGCAGGAAUGUUUCUGGAACCUGGAGAUUCCCGUUUGCAGUUAAACACAACUGUCGAAGAAAUAAAAUGGAGUGAAAAUGGCGUUAAUGUCGUCACCGACAAUGGAGAUGUGUACAAUGCAGAUUACGCGUUGCUAACUUUUAGUAUUGGUGUCCUGCAGAGCGGAUUGGUGACGUUCACACCUCAACUCCCUGAGUGGAAGUUAGAAGCUAUUUUUAAACUCAGUAUGGUGAUUUACACCAAGAUUUUUAUCAAAUUUCCGUCAAAAUUCUGGGAUGAUGAAGAAUACAUUCUCUAUGCUUCUCAAAGGAGAGGAUACUACACAAUGAUGCAGAAUUUGGAAGCUGAUUCUCGGCUACCCAAAGGGACUAACAUUCUACUGAUAACUGUCACAGAGGAAGAGUCUGUUAGGCUGGCCUACCAGUCCAAUGAAAAGACCCAAGAAGAAAUCAUGGAAGUAUUAAGAGGUAUGUAUGGAAAGAACAUUCCAGAGCCAAUAGACAUUUACUAUCCCAGAUGGGGACUUGACAGGUAUUUUUUUGGAUCCUGGGCAAACCUACCCAUUGGAAUUUCUAGGCAAGACUAUGUUAAUCUUCAGGCACCAGUCAAGCAGGUGUUUUUUGCCGGAGAAGCAACACAUGAGUUGUACAAUGGUUACGUCCAUGGUGGAUACUUGACAGGAGUGGAGCAAGCAAAAAACAUAGCAAAGCAUGUAAAAACUGGAUCUUUUAAUGAUGAAAACAAGGCAGUCAUCUGACAGUAAUGUGUCUAAAUAGAAAAUGUAUGCCGGAGGACAGCACUAAUUUAAAUCAAAAACUAAUUGAAUCAA
Molecule: messenger RNA, 1579 nt
Organism: Pocillopora damicornis (cauliflower coral)
Lineage: Eukaryota; Metazoa; Cnidaria; Anthozoa; Scleractinia; Pocilloporidae
Biological process (GO): polyamine catabolic process
Molecular function (GO): oxidoreductase activity
Source: RefSeq, a predicted model, not a curated record